Arabidopsis lyrata subsp. lyrata is the source of this 1177-nucleotide messenger RNA. RefSeq lists its product as uncharacterized. The record is from RefSeq and is a predicted model, not a curated record. Bases 296 to 1177 code for a protein of 293 amino acids. NCBI's taxonomy places the organism in Eukaryota, Viridiplantae, Streptophyta, Magnoliopsida, Brassicales, Brassicaceae. The transcript has a single exon.
UUAAAUGUUUAUUUCCCCACCAAUUGAAAGUUUGAGAUCUUAAUGUCCAUGAAUCCUAAGUUAGAGAUUUAAAACCCCAUAGCGCUGGGUUUAAUUGGUUUACUAUAUACCAAACCGAUGCUUUAACCACGUUAACCUAAUUAGAACCAGCCUUAACCCAAUUUACAACCCGUUUAUGACCCAUUACCCAAAAAAACAAAUCGAAACCUAAAACUAAAACCUAAAUCGAAAAUCCCCAAUUUGCUCUUGACGAACCCUCUUGAAUCCCCAAAUCACUUUUCCCCGAGUUUGAUCGAUGUCGUUAGCCCUUCACGACCCUGAUCUUGUUGGUGAUGUCGAUCCCGAAGCUGAAGACAGAGAUGAGUUUCACAUGGAAGAACUGCUAAAGGAGUGGACCGACGAACCACCAAUUCGCCACGAUGUGUACCCGGAGAGUGAUGAUGAGGAAAACGCCGACGGUUCUGGAAGAUUUGACACACAUAUCAGGUGUGGUGAUGGGUUUUUGUACCACAAGCAGAGUUUUUUCAGUGGGGUUGCGUUCAAAGAGGCGGUAGUUGAUUACGCUCUCAGAACCGGCUGCAAUAUAAAGCAGUACAAGUAUGAUUCCGAUAAAAUUGGGUUCAUAUGUGUUGGUUGUGAUGGGAAAAAAGGUGGAGCUAAGUGUGAGUGGAAAGUUUAUGCGGCCAUUCUCAAGAGUGAUAAUAUGUGGAAGAUUAGGAAGUUUGUUGACACACAUAGUUGUAUCCCUAAUGGAGAAUGUGAGAUGUUUAAGGUGCCACAUAUAGCUAGGUUAUUUGUUGAUAAGAUUAGGGAUAGUCCUGAAUUUUACAUGCCCGCAAAGAUUGAAGAAAUAAUUAUGGAACAAUGGAAGAUUAGUGUCACUAGGAAUCAAUGUCAAUCUGCGAGAAAGAAGGCUUUGCAAUGGAUUGAGAAAGAGUAUGAUGAUCAAUUUGCAAGAUUAAGGGAUUAUGCGGCUGAGAUAGUUGAAUCAAACAAGGAUUCACGGGUUGAAGUUGAAUGUCUCACGAGUGCUGAAGGUAAAGACAUGUUCCCCGCACCAGCAUCUUGUUGGCACUCCGACCACUCUUCCUCUUCCACGUGGUCCCGCAUUGGGAUCAAUCCUAGUUGUAAAAAAAAUCUCAAAAGUCUCAAAUUCCCCAGCGUUGAUAUAACAUAG